AUGGCGAGUCUUCCAGGAGGACGACCAGGGACCGUGAAGGCCUGGAUUGAGGAGCGUGGGAUGGGCUUCAUUGCUCCGGCCGAUGGGAGUCCUGAUGUUUUCGUGCAUCGAAGCAAUCUCACCGACGGCAAUGCCUUGGUGAUUGGCUCGGAGGUUUUUUUUGAGCCAGGCUGGGACGACUCCAAAAGCAAGCCCAUCGCAGCAAAAUGCUCUGGAGCCACUACAUUGAAUGGCGGAGCUCUUAUAAGAAGGGCUCCUGGACCUGGACCUCCGCUCGCAAACGGGCAGCCAGGCACUGUGAAAGCCUGGCUGGACGAUCGUGGCAUGGGAUUCAUUUCACCAGCGGAUGGGGGCGCGGAUGUGUUUGUGCACCGGAGUAACUUGAUGGAUGGGAAUUGCCUUUCUGUAGGCGCCCAAGUCAUGUUUGAGGCAGGCUGGGACGAAAGCAAGGCCAAGCCCAUUGCUAAAGCAGUCAGUGGUGCCGCAAUGGCUCCCACCAUGUCAGGAAAGGGCUGCUGGGGUUCUCCGUCGAUCCCCAACGGGCAGCAUGGAGUUGUCAAGGCUUGGAUUGAUGCGAGAGGCAUGGGAUUCAUUACACCAGCCGACGGCAGUGCAGACGUAUUCGUCCACCGGAGCAAUCUGAUAGAUGGCGAUGCGCUGAUCGUUGGAGCUCCGGUCGUCUUCGAAGCUGGUUUCGAUCCGCAAAAGGGCAAGCCCAUAGCGAAGGUGUGUGCAGGCGCCACGCAAGGCGCGGCCAUGGGCUUCGGUGGCCCCGCAGCAGGCAAAGGCGGCCAGGGACAUGCGAACGGUCUCGAGCCGCUGACUGGGGUCAUGAAGGUCUGGUUUGCGGACAAGGGCUUCGGUUUCAUAACACUUGACAAUGGAAUGGGCGAUGCGUUCGUUGGCAGCAGCGCCAUUCCGGCGGGCAUGGUCCCUCAUGACGGUAUGCCUGUUGUCUUCACGGCAUCGUGGAAUCCAGAGAAGCAGAAGUUCACGGCCAUGGAGAUCCUUCCGGAUGCCAAAGGCAAGGGCAAAGGAUCAAGUGGAGCAAGCGCGAGCGGGGAGCUUCCAUGUGACAACUGCUUCGUCACUGGCCUUCCGCUAGACAUGAACGAGGAGAAGCUUCAGAGCCUCUUCGGCACGUAUGGAAACGUGGUCAGCUGCAAGGUGCUCCCAGGCGAGGGCCGACCGGACAGGGCUGCCUUGGUCCGCUUCGCCACCGUCGACGAAGCCGCUUGGGUCGUCGAGAACGUUAGUGGCACACGCCCCCCCGGGCUGGAGACCCCAGUGAGCGUUCGAUAUGCGGCCUCGAAAUCCCAUGGCUCGAGCAGUCCAAUCUUUCAGGGUCCAGGCAAAGGUGGCUGUGGUCUUGGUGGAGGUGGCGAAUAUGGCCGAGUUGUCCCGCCUCCAGUCUCGCAAGUUCAGGCUGCACAAAUCGGCACCGUGAAAGCAGCUAUGGGCAACAGCCUCGUGGUAAUUCCUGCUGAUGGAGGCCCUGAUCUACACGUGCCGAUGAGCGCACUGCUUGAUGGAAACCCCGAGGUGGGCGGCUUGGUGUCCUUCAGCGCUCAGGAGGGCAGAGGUGGCAAGGGUUUCGGAAAAGCACCUGCAGUCCCUGCAGGCAUGAGCCAACGUUACUCGCCAUACGGUGCCACGGCUCCGCCGCAUGGCCAGGCUGGUGGUUUUGCCAAGGCCACUGGCACGGGCACCGUCAAGGCCUGGAUGGAGAACAGAGGGAUGGGCUUCAUUGCUCCGAACGACGGCUCCCAAGACCUUUUCGUGCAUAGAAGUUACCUCGCAGAUGGAGGAGCACUUGUGGUUGGUUCGCCAGUGACAUUCACGGCGGAAUAUGACGUGCAGAAGGGCAAGGCGAUUGCCGUGAAUGUCUUCGGAGCCGUCCCUCAACCCAUGCAGUCGACGUGA
Messenger RNA from Symbiodinium sp. CCMP2592, 1923 nucleotides. NCBI's taxonomy places the organism in Eukaryota, Dinophyceae, Suessiales, Symbiodiniaceae. The record is from the annotation of a GenBank genome assembly.